GUUCAGCUUGUGUCUUCUCCAGCGGCUCGACUGUCUCUUUCAGUGCACACAAGAAUCAUGGUGAUGACUGACUUCACACCUUUUGGCCACCACUGAGCUUCUCAUUACAUGAGCAGUGAAGAAGCAUGGAGGUCACCACGCUUUGUGCUGUUGUUGCUUCUCUGAGUAUUAUUCCCAACAGAUCCCAGUUCUUCCAGUAUGAGUCUGUCUCCAUGAGCUGUGGGCAGCAGGAAAACUCUUCUGAGUGGUGUGUUAAGAGGAACACAUCCUUACACAAAAACACAACAUGCACCUCAUCUUUGAAUGGAAUAAAGGAAUCUCAGUGCUUCAUCAGUGACCUUUACCCUUCAGAUCAUAGUGGAGUUUACUGGUGUGAGUCUGGAGCAGGAGAGUGCUUCGAUGCCAGCAGCAUCACAGUGGCAGCUGGUUCUGUGAUCCUGGAGAGUCCCGUUCAUCCUGUGAUGGAGGGAGAUACUGUGACUCUGCACUGCAGAAACAGGGUGACGUGCUCCAACAGUUUCAUCACUAACUUCUAUAAAAAUGAACGUCUCAUUGGGACCAGCUCUACAGGGAACAUGACCAUCCACAGAGUUUCUAAAUUAGAUCAAGGACUCUACAAGUGCAGCAUUCCUGAAGCUGGAGAAUCGCCGGACAGCCUGCUAUCUAUCCACCGACCUACUUUUACUAUCACAGCAGGACUUCCUGAGCCACCUCACCGUGUCCUGACUCACACUCUGCUUCCUGUGGUGUGCGUCUACCUCUCGUUGUUAUCAGCUCUCCUGCUCUGUCUUUUGGGAAGCAGCAAAGAUCAAAUCGACCCUGUGGUUGUGCUGUACACUGACGUCACCAACACACUGAAGUGCAAGAGAAAAGGUCGAGUACUGAAGAAGAGAAGGAGGUCUUCUUUAUUAUCUCCUGAGGUGUCCCUCAUGCUCCCCGGUCUGCACCUGGGCUCACUCAGCAAUCAGGCCCAGACAUGAUAAAAUCCAGGGUGUGCAGGACCUGCUGGAGAGACUGGUGAAAGGAGAGCCUCA
Messenger RNA from Archocentrus centrarchus (flier cichlid), 1034 nucleotides. RefSeq lists its product as uncharacterized. Bases 126 to 980 code for a protein of 284 amino acids. Gene Ontology annotation, molecular function: transmembrane signaling receptor activity. The transcript has 9 exons. Lineage: Eukaryota; Metazoa; Chordata; Actinopteri; Cichliformes; Cichlidae. Gene Ontology annotation, cellular component: external side of plasma membrane. Gene Ontology annotation, biological process: cell surface receptor signaling pathway; immune response. The record is from RefSeq and is a predicted model, not a curated record.